Camellia sinensis is the source of this 1911-nucleotide messenger RNA. RefSeq names its product PI-PLC X domain-containing protein At5g67130. Gene Ontology annotation, molecular function: phosphoric diester hydrolase activity. NCBI's taxonomy places the organism in Eukaryota, Viridiplantae, Streptophyta, Magnoliopsida, Ericales, Theaceae. The record is from RefSeq and is a predicted model, not a curated record. Gene Ontology annotation, biological process: lipid metabolic process.
CACCCUCUCUCUCUCUCAAAUUUCUUUUUCUCUCUCUUCUACCGGACUCCUGAGAUGAGAGAGAGUGCUUUGAUUUGAGAGUCCCCUCUCUCUCUCUCUUCUCUCUUUCUCUCUCUUGUUUUGCUUCUGCAGUUUACCAUGUUAUCAUGUUCUGCAGAGCACCGUACACGCAGAUACAGAGCUUCUGCAAAUGGGUACCUCUCUCUCUUUCUUCUUACUUCUUCGGCUCUCAUCCUCUCUUCCACAGCUUGCUCUAACGCUAAUUGCCAGCUUCUAGACUCGUGUUCUGCGGCCACCGACUGUGGACCUGGUCUCUACUGUGGCAACUGCCCUUCAAUGAGUAAAAAUCAACCCUUCUGCACCAGAGGCCAAGCUACAGUACCCACUUCCAUUAUCAAUGGGUUGCCAUUCAACAAGUAUUCAUGGCUUGUGACACAUAAUUCAUAUUCAAUUGUUGAUGCUCCGUUACUGACUGGUGUUCAGAGACUUACAUUCUUCAAUCAAGAGGACACUGUUACUAAUCAAUUGAGAAAUGGAGUGAGGGGACUGAUGUUGGACAUGUACGACUUCGAGAACGAUAUCUGGCUCUGCCAUUCAUUUAAUGGACAAUGUUUCAACUUCACCGCCUUUCAACCUGCAAUUAACACUUUGAGGGAAGUGGAAGCAUUCUUAACAGAAAACCCAACUGAGAUUGUGACAAUUAUAAUUGAAGACUAUGUGCGAACCCCAAAAGGGUUGAUAAAUUUGUUCAUAAAUGCGGGGUUAGACAAGUAUUGGUUUCCAGUGUCUAAAAUGCCCCAAAAGGGCGAGGAUUGGCCCACUGUGACCGCUAUGGUCCAGGAGAACCACCGGUUACUGGUUUUCACUUCUAUCGCUUCGAAGGAAGCAGAAGAAGGAGUUGCUUAUCAGUGGAAGUACAUGUUAGAAAAUGAAUAUGGAGAUAAUGGUGUGGUACAAGGAUCUUGCCCAAAAAGAAAGGAAUCACGUCCGUUGAAUUCAAGGGGUGCAUCUCUCUUUCUAGAGAAUUACUUCCCCACAGACCCGGUUCAAGCCGAUGCUUGUAAAGAGCAUUCAGCUAUACUUGCUAAUAUGGUUGGUACAUGUUACAAAGCAGCAGGGAAUAUGAUGCCCAAUUUUUUGGCAGUGGACUUUUACAUGAGGAGUGAUGGAGGAGGUGUUUUUGAUGCUUCGGAUCGAAUGAAUGGCCAGGCAUUGUGUGGGUGCAGUUCUGUUACUGCUUGCCAGGCGGGAGCACCUUUUGGAGUUUGCAAAAGCAUUCCCGUAUCUAACGGAACUCAACCAACCUAUGCUCCUGGAACUUUUUCUGGAUCUGUGCAGUUAUCAGGAUCUUCUUCAACAGCUCAUGUUCCAAGUCCCAUGGUUUUCUGCUUCUUCUAUCUUGCGUCAAUGCUGUUUCUAUAAUAAACUAAAAUGGAGUUCUCUGAGGUAGAUGGUUAGUGAGUUACGCCCUUAAGUGUGGGCUUCUAGUAUGUUAGUGCUUAAAUUUUGGAGGUAGAAUACGUAUACCACAGGCUUGCUUUGGAGAGUUAAAGGUCAAGAAUUGCUGGCUACAUAUGUAUGACAUGAUUGAAAAAGUGAUUGAAAGUUCUAUUCAGACAAAAGAAGUUGCAUAGGAAUUUGAGGUCAAAAGCUGCUGAAAGAGACCAAAUAGAUACCAGCAUGUGGUUCAGGUUUUCCGAUGGAGCAUUCAAGGCUGGCUUUUUUUAAUAUGUAAUUGCAGCAAAUAGUGGAAGAAUGUAAUGGUUUCAUCAACAGAGGUGCUCCUAUUGUCAUUAUGCAUUGUUUUUUUAAUAUGCAUGUAUGGUUUGAUUUUAUACACCAAAUUGGAUCAUCAUUUUGUGCUUUCAACAUAUUAGAUAGUAGCAGUAUAUAGUUGUUCGAUGCAUUGAA